Messenger RNA from Podarcis raffonei (Aeolian wall lizard), 4904 nucleotides. RefSeq names its product RNA polymerase I subunit B (gene POLR1B). The record is from RefSeq and is a predicted model, not a curated record. Gene Ontology annotation, biological process: DNA-templated transcription. Gene Ontology annotation, molecular function: DNA binding; ribonucleoside binding; DNA-directed RNA polymerase activity. Gene Ontology annotation, cellular component: RNA polymerase I complex; nucleus. Bases 44 to 3451 code for a protein of 1135 amino acids. NCBI's taxonomy places the organism in Eukaryota, Metazoa, Chordata, Lepidosauria, Squamata, Lacertidae. The transcript has 15 exons.
CUUUCUGGCGGAGGCGGUGUCCUGCGGCUGCCCAGGGAGAAGCAUGGGCGACAGCGCGUGCAAGUGGCGGGCUUUGCCCAGCGGCCCCAGCCUCAGGAACCUCACGGCGCCGGGCUACGGGCAGCCCAAGGAGCGCCAGACGCCGGCUCUGCAGGACGUGGCGCGGGCGCACACCGAGUCCUUCAACUACGCCGUGGGAGAAGGGCUGCUGCGGGCCGUGCAGGCCAUUCCACCUUUGGAAUUUCUUUUCAAGAAUGAUCAGAUCACUUUGGCCAUUGUGGGGGCCACCAUCAACUCUCCUAUGGUACCAAAAGGAAGUAUAUGUAAUGAGCUAAAAGUUUACCCAGCAGAAUGCAGGGGGCGCAAAAGCACCUACCGCGGAAAAAUAACUGCUGAUAUCAGCUGGGCAGUGAAUGGCAUCCCUAAAGGGAUUAUAAAACAGUCCCUCGGAAAUGCUCCGAUUAUGGUGAAGUCCAAACUUUGCAAUCUCCACGGUCUCUCACCCAAAGAGCUCAUCAAACACCAUGAGGAGGAAGAGGAAAUGGGAGGCUAUUUCAUUGUUAACGGUAUAGAAAAGGUGAUCAGAAUGGUGAUUAUGCCAAGGCGCAACUUUCCCCUUGCAAUGAUUAAACCAAAAUGGAAAUCCAGAGGUCCAGGCUACACACAAUAUGGUGUCUCAAUACACUGCGUUAGAGAUGAACACACAGCAGUUAACAUGACCCUUCACUACCUUGAAAAUGGCACAGUGAUGCUGAACUUCAUUCAUCAAAAAGAGCUGUUCUUUCUUCCACUCGGAUUUGUACUGAAGGCAUUAGUUAGUUUCUCAGAUUUCCAGAUUUUUCAGGAGCUGAUUAAAGGAAAAGAAGAGGAUACUUUCUAUAAGAACUGUAUGUCUCAGAUGCUGCGGCUGGUAGCAGAGGAUGGCUGCAUGACGCAGAAACAAGUCCUCAUCUUCCUGGGGCAGCGCUUCAGAGUCAAAUUCAGCCUUCCUGACUGGCACAGCAGUGAACAAGUUGGAGAGUUCCUUCUUAACCAAUGCAUCUGCAUACACCUGAAUAACAAAGCUGAGAAGUUCUACCUGCUUUGCUUCAUGACUCGAAAACUGUUUACUUUAGCCAAAGAUGGCUGCAUGGAGGAAAAUCCUGACAGUUUAAUGAAUCAAGAGGUGCUCACCUCAGGACAACUUUACCUCAUGUUUUUAAAGGAGAAGAUGGAAACUUGGUUGCAGUCUGUGAAAAUAGCCUUGGACAAGAAAGCUCAGAAGUCAGCUAUGACAAUUAAUGCAGAAAACAUGAUGAAGAUUCUUGGCAUGGGGACAGAUAUUACAAGGAUGCUUGAGUAUCUCCUUGCUACUGGCAACCUGCGCUCUAAGACAGGUCUGGGCAUGCUGCAAAACUCCGGCCUCUGUGUGGUAGCAGACAAGCUGAACUUCAUCCGCUACCUCUCCCAUUUCCGCUGUGUGCACAGAGGGGCUGAUUUUCUCAAGAUGAGAACCACCACGGUGCGCAAGCUGCUGCCGGAGUCCUGGGGCUUCCUUUGUCCCGUCCACACGCCCGAUGGAGAACCGUGCGGUCUGAUGAAUCACAUGACAGCUCCGUGUGAAAUAGUAACGCAGCCAUCGUAUACAUUCUCCCUGCCAUCCUUGCUUUGCUCUUUGGGUGUCACUCCAGUUGAUGCUGUGCCAAGCCAGCCCUACUCUGAAUGUUACCCAGUUUCAUUAGACGGCUCCCCAGUAGGCUGGAUAGAGAAGGAUCAGGCUCCUGGUCUUGUGGAGACACUCAGGCACUUCAAGGCAAUGCAAGAAAAGAAGAUUCCCGUUUGGACAGAGGUGGUCCUUAUCCCGAUGACAGGAAAGCCCAGCCUUUACCCAGGACUCUUCAUUUUCACCACCCCUUGUAGGAUGAUGCGCCCCGUGCAAAAUUUGGCCCUGGGAAAAGAAGAGUUAAUUGGCACAAUGGAGCAGGUCUUCAUGAACAUUGCUGUGUCUGAGGAUGAAAUUCAACCAGGACUGACCACACACCAAGAGCUCUUUCCCCAUAGCAUAUUAAGUGUGGUGGCAAGUUUCAUUCCCUUCUCAGAUCACAACCAGAGUCCAAGAAAUAUGUACCAGUGUCAGAUGGGCAAGCAGACGAUGGGUUUCCCGCUUCUGACCUUCCCAUACCGCUCAGACGAUAAGCUCUACCGACUUCAGACUCCUCAAAGCCCACUGGUGCGGCCGGCUAUGUAUGACCAUUACGACAUGGACUCCUACCCAGUCGGUACAAAUGCAGUUGUUGCUGUGAUCUCCUAUACUGGCUACGACAUGGAAGAUGCAAUGAUCUUGAACAAGGCUUCAUGGGAGAGAGGCUUUGGACAUGGAAGUAUCUACAAAACGCAACGUAUUGACCUUGCGGAAAAAGUCAAGAAGGGAGAGGAUAAUCUGGUAUUUGGGAUUGGUCAGGAUAAGCUGGCAACUUUGCAGAAUCUGGACCCUGACGGCUUGCCCCACAUCGGAGCCAGACUUCAAUACGGGGACCCUUUCUAUAGUUACGUGAAUCUCAACACGGGGGAAAGCUUUGUGACCUACCACAAGAACAAGGAAAUCUGUAUUGUGGAUAACAUCAAAGUAUGCAGCAACGACACAGGGACUGGGAAAUUCAGGUGUGUGUGCAUCACCCUGAGGGUCCCCCGGAACCCAACGAUCGGGGACAAAUUUGCCAGCCGGCACGGACAGAAAGGCAUCUUGAGCAGACUGUGGCCGGCUGAGGACAUGCCCUUCACCGAAAGUGGAAUGGUGCCGGAUAUCCUCUUCAACCCUCACGGCUUCCCAUCCCGAAUGACCAUUGGCAUGUUAAUUGAGAGCAUGGCGGGCAAAUCCGCCGCUUUGCACGGGCUCUGUCACAACGCCACACCCUUCACAUUUUCUGAGGAGAACUCUGCUCUGGAAUACUUUGGCAAGAUGCUGAAGGCCGCUGGCUACAACUUCUACGGGACGGAGCGAAUGUACAGCGGCGUCUCGGGAGUGGAGCUCGAAGCAGACAUCUUCAUCGGCGUGGUGUACUACCAGCGCCUCAGGCACAUGGUCUCUGACAAGUUCCAGGUGAGGACUACUGGGGCCAGAGAUAAAGUCACCAACCAGCCCAUCGGAGGGCGGAACGUUCAGGGCGGCAUCCGUUUUGGAGAGAUGGAACGGGACGCUCUGCUGGCUCACGGGGCCUCCUUCUUGCUGCACGACCGCCUUUUCCACUGCUCCGAUCGCUCGGUGACCCACGUGUGCAUUGAGUGCGGGAGCCUGCUUUCUCCCCUCUUGAAGCCUCCGCCCGACUGGUCCACCACACGCAUCAGGCAACACGUCUGCACCACUUGCGGCCGGAGCGACACCAUUGAAACGAUUGCCGUCCCGUAUGUCUUCCGCGUCUUCGUAGCGGAAUUGGCUUCCAUUAAUGUAAAAGUGAAACUCAGUGUGAGUUAGGGCGGUGCGAACUGUCCAGACCUUAACGCUGGGAGAGAAUUGAAAGUACGUUUUCCCCGUGGAACCAUCUUUAAAAGGGCUGCUAAGUUGGUACGGACUGUCAGAUUAGUCUCCUAUAUAUUUAAAAGUGAGGUGGAACUCUGCUUAAUGCUUAUUUACAAAGAAAUUGGACUCCUAGGGCAAACGAGAUAAUUAAUAAACUAACUAGAAUAAUUAUUGGGGCUUUCAGUAAAUUAUUGAAAGCUGGCUUUUUUAAGAAGACAUGUGUGCUCUGCAGUUAGGACAGGUGAACCUAUGGACCCUUCCACGUUGCUGGACUACAACUCCCAUCAUUCCCUGAUCAUUGGCCAUGCUGGCUGAGACCGAUGAGACUUGAUAGCCCAACAACAUCUGAAGGACCACAGGCUCACCACCUCUGCAGGUCCCAUGAGAGAAACACAUUUCCAGUUUCCUCCCAGAGCUAGGAGGUCCAGAUAACUUAUUUUUUCAUGCUGUGAUGACAAAUGCUGACAACAGAGAUACCAAAGAGGCUUAGAAAUUUUAAAAGCUGGCCAGACAACCAGAAAUAUUUGCAGUAGAAAAAGAGACAUGUGCCUUUACACCUCCAUAUACUGUCCCAAUAUUAGAAACUUGCUUACAUUACUUGAAUGGGAAAUGGCUGCAAAAGUCCUCGGACAGCCCUGAAGCGGUCACUAAAAUUGCCAUAAAAGCAAAAGUUGCAGUUUGUAGCCUUUGUUUUGAAAAGGAAGGAAAGUUAUAGUGGACAUUGUUAUUUUACACCCACCAUGCCAUUUCUGAGUUGCAUACUAGUGUCCAGAAGGACAGAUCCACAUCCCUACCCUCUCAGAUCCCAAACGCUCUGGAACUGACGUUUUGGCUCCUGAAUGUUGCAAACCUGGAGUUGAUUGUUCCGGUUUGCGAACAUUCUUUUGGAACCUGAAUGUCCGACGGGGCUUCCGCGGCUUCUGAUUAGCUGCAAAAGCUUCCUGCAGCCAAUCAGAAGCUGCACUUUGGUUUCCAAAUGUUUUGGAAGUCGAAUGGACUUCCGGAACAGAUACCAUUCGACUUCCAAGGUAUGACACUAUUUAUUUCCUCAAAGUAGGUAUCGGUUCAAGGAUGUUGCUGUUUGUUGUUGUUGCUGUUCCAUUUUCACCCGAGGUUGCUCACAACAUUUCCAUUAAAAGAUGUUUUACAAUUGGUAUUGCUUUUGUCUUUUAAACAACCUUUUCAGUUUAAUAGGAUCCAACUCAUAUUACUUACUGCUUUAAAAAAAUGGUUUAUGAAAUGUUGCCAUGUUUUGACCAUGGAUCCAUUGUUUGCAUUCUGUGAAAAAAAUACUUUUUUAAAAAAUUAAAAAGAAUCUUAUGCAAAUACUGCUCCUGAGUUUUCCCCUCUGUUGAUAUUUUAGUUUUGUUAUGAUUCAUAGGAAAGUAAACCUGAUCUUGAACCUAAA